This is a messenger RNA of Homarus americanus (American lobster), 1338 nucleotides long. Its product is annotated as jerky protein homolog-like. Gene Ontology annotation, cellular component: nucleus. Gene Ontology annotation, molecular function: DNA binding. The transcript has a single exon. NCBI's taxonomy places the organism in Eukaryota, Metazoa, Arthropoda, Malacostraca, Decapoda, Nephropidae. The record is from RefSeq and is a predicted model, not a curated record. Bases 1 to 1338 code for a protein of 445 amino acids.
AUGGCUUACAUUCGUGCAGUAUGUGGUGAAAAACAUUCAGCAGACAAGAGUGCAGCUAGUGCCUAUGUGGAUGAAUUUGCAAAGUUAGUUAGUGAUGAACAUUUAAGUCCUGAACAUGUGUACAAUGCUGACGAGACUGCCUUAUUUUGGAGAUGUACGCCAAAAAGAACUCUGACAACUGAGGAUGCAGAAUCGCCAUUGGGGUUUAAAGCUUCGAAGGAUCGCGUCACGGUUAUGUGCUGCUCUAAUGCUGCGGGUACCCAUAGAUGUAAGUUGCUUGUUAUCGGAAAAAGUUUACAUCCGAGGGCCUUUAAGGGUAUGACACGGUUUCCUGUCCAUUACCAUGCCAACAAGAAGGGUUGGGCUACCACUGAUAUUACAUUGGAUUGGUUUCAUAAAUGUUUUGUUCCUGAGGCCAGGGCUCACUGUAACUCAGUUGGACUAGACCCUAAAUGCAAGAUACUUCUUAUUUCAGACAAUUGUUCGGCACAUCCAAAAGCCGAUCUUCUAGUGAAAGAUAAUGUUUUUGUUGCCUACCUCCCACCCAACUGCACAUCACUAAUUCAACCACAGGACAAUGGUAUCAUACGUUCUAUGAAGUGUAAAUAUCGAUCCCUGUUAAUGAGGCGCCUAGUGAGUUCAGUUAAUUCAGGCACCCCAGUACAGAAAUUCAUAAAAGAGUUCAACAUUAAGGAUGCAGUGUACUGUGUUGCCAAUGCUUGGACAUCUAUUAAAACAUCAACACUGAAAAAUGGAUGGCAUAAAUUGUGGCCAAGUUUCAUGUUUACUUCUCAUUCUAACGAAGACACAGAAAAUGAUUUUGCAGGGUUUAGGGUUUCCAAAGAAAAGCAACUUAUACAUGAACUUCUUGCUUAUGUUAAAAAUGUAACUAAUCCUGAUGCCAAGGAGCUUUCAUCAAGGAUAAAUGAAGAUGUUUUAACAGAAUGGUUGGAUGUUGAUGAUAAUGUGCCAACAGUUCAUCAUUACACUGAUUCUGAAAUUGUAGAUAUGGUUAAAAGUCCGGAGAGAAAUGCCUGUACAGGUAGUGAUGAAGAUGAAAGUAGUGAAGAAAAUGAGGAAGAUGUGAGAGACAGAAUCUCUAUUGACAGGUUAAUUACUUUGACAACUGAACUGCUGGCUGGACUAGAGCAACGAAGUUUUGUGAGUGAACAAGAAAUCAUGAAUGUUUUCUUGCUCCAAGAUAAACUUAUUAGAGAAAGACCCAAGUAUAUGAAGCAACAGACAUUGCCCGAUAUAUUCAAGAAAAUAGCUAGGAAGCAGGAAGAAGCAACAGCGGUGUCCACACUUGGUAAUCCACUGCCAUCAACUUCAAGAUAA